Molecule: messenger RNA, 2011 nt
Organism: Capsella rubella
Lineage: Eukaryota; Viridiplantae; Streptophyta; Magnoliopsida; Brassicales; Brassicaceae
Product: protein NUCLEAR FUSION DEFECTIVE 4
Exons: 1
Coding region: 179-1900 (573 amino acids)
Cellular component (GO): membrane
Source: RefSeq, a predicted model, not a curated record
UACUUAGAUAUAUUACAAAACUCUUAUCUACUUUAUAGCCCUGAGACUAUCUUUUGUGUACUUUAAUCAUUCAUCUCUCUCUCUCUCAUUCUGGAUCAUCCCAAUAGUUUUCUCCAUUCCUCAAUCUUGAAAAGACUCUGUUUCACAGAGAUCUUGAUAAUAGCCUUUGGUUUCUAAGAUGGGUAAUGACGAGACCGUACGAUUCUUGAUUCACCUACUCAAUGGAAGAUGGUUCAUGGUGUUUGCUUCGUUCCUCAUCAUGGCUUGUGCUGGAGCCACUUAUCUCUUUGGGACUUACUCAAAAGAUAUUAAAUCCACACUUGGUUAUGACCAGACAACGUUAAACCUCUUAGGUUUCUUUAAAGAUCUUGGAGCAAACGUUGGAGUUUUGUCCGGACUUAUUGCUGAGGUCACACCGACUUGGUUUGUCCUUACCAUCGGUUCGGCGAUGAACUUUGUCGGUUACUUCAUGAUCUGGCUUACUGUCACAGGUAAAGUCGCGAAGCCAAAGGUUUGGCAAAUGUGUCUUUACAUUUGUAUAGGAGCCAACUCGCAGAACUUUGCAAACACAGGAGCUUUGGUUACUUGUGUUAAGAACUUCCCUGAGAGCAGAGGAGUUAUGCUUGGUUUGCUUAAGGGUUAUGUUGGUCUAAGUGGCGCAAUCAUGACGCAGCUUUAUUUUGCGAUAUAUGGAAAUGAUUCAAAGUCUUUGAUUCUGUUGAUAGCAUGGUUGCCUGCUGCGGUGUCUCUAGUGUUUGUGUAUUUGAUAAGAGAGAAGAAGGUUGUGAGACAGAGGAAUGAGCUCAGUGUGUUUUAUCAAUUCCUCUAUCUUUCUAUAUUCUUGGCUUUGUUUCUUAUGGCAAUGAACAUUGCUGAGAAGCAAGUUCAUUUCUCCAAAGCCGCUUAUGCUGCGAGCGCUACGGUCUGUUGUGUUUUGCUCUUUGUACCUCUUACGGUUUCGGUUAAACAAGAGAUUGAAGUUUGGAACAUGAAGAAGUUGCCUGUUGAAGAACCAAGUGAGGUCAAGGUUGAAAAACCAAAGAAAGAACUUGAUCUUGAUCAGGACAAAACCGCAAAGAAGGUGGAUCAAGAAGAGAAAGAAACUAAAUCUUGUUUCUUGACGGUGUUUUCUCCACCGCCAAGAGGGGAAGAUUACACCAUACUACAAGCAUUGUUAAGCACCGACAUGAUAAUCUUAUUUGUCGCUACAUUUUGUGGUUUAGGAUCGAGCUUGACAGCCGUAGACAACCUCGGGCAGAUAGGGGAAUCCCUCGGCUACCCGAACCACACGGUUAGCUCCUUUGUGUCUCUAGUCAGCAUAUGGAACUACUUCGGUCGAGUGUUUUCAGGUUUUGUCUCGGAAUACUUGCUGGCAAAGUAUAAAUUACCCCGGCCGCUUAUGAUGACAUUAGUCCUUUUAUUGAGUUGUGCUGGCCACCUUCUCAUUGCCUUCCCGAUACCCGGUUCAGUAUAUAUCGCGUCGAUACUAAUGGGAUUCUCUUUCGGCGCACAACUUCCUUUGCUCUUUGCCAUUAUCUCAGAACUUUUUGGGCUCAAGUACUACUCUACAUUGUUCAAUUGUGGACAGCUUGCUAGCCCCCUCGGUUCAUACAUCCUCAACGUUCGAGUCACGGGAAUGCUUUACGAUAGAGAGGCCUUGAAGCAACUAGCAGCACGAGGGCUAACCCGAAAAGAUGUAAAGGACUUGACUUGCAUAGGUAGUCAAUGUUAUAAGUUGCCUUUUGUGAUUUUGGCUGCAGUAACGUUCUUUGGAGCGCUUGUGUCUUUAGGUCUAGCAAUGAGGACUAGAGAGUUUUACAAAGGUGAUAUUUACAAGAAGUUUAGAGAGAGUUCUGAAUCCGAGUCUGAUAUCGUUAUCUCGGAUUCAAGAAAAUCUUGAUUUGGAUCAUUGGAUCAAGAAAAGCUGUUGAAAUUUGUUGGUAAAUAAUUAUCAAACAAAUUUGUAAUUGUAACUUAAAUUAUAGAUGAAUAAUAUUCAUAGAAAAGAGUC